UUGAGAGUGCGUUCAGUUGUCGCUGUUACCUUGGACGUGUCAAAAUGGCGGAAAAUAUGUCUCUACUGGCUCUAGAGGACGAGUUGACUUGCAGUAUCUGUUUAUGUCUAUUCGAAAACCCGGUGAGUUUAAUCUGUGGACACAGUUUCUGCGCCAACUGUCUCGAAGCGACAUGGAACGACAGGGUAUCAUCUCUGUCCUGCCCUCAGUGCCGAAUGGUGUUCACCAGUAAACCUGAACUAAAGAAGAACACCGUCCUCAGCGCGGUGCUUGAUGCCUAUAGAAUAAAAGCGGGUGUUUCUGAGCCCGUCAAGGAACAUUUUGAGGUGAAAAAGAAAGAUCCAGAUGCGAUCAAGUGUGACAACUGCAUGGAAGCCAAAGCGGUCAAAACUUGUUUGACAUGUAUGGCGUCUUAUUGUGAAGAUCAUGUCAGGCCUCACCGAGAGAAUGCCAUUUUUCGGGCCCAUCAACUGUGUGAUCCGCUGCCAGAUCUGAUGGACCGUCUCUGUUCGGAUCAUGGCAAACUGAUGGAGUUCUACUGCAGUCAGCACCAGAGUUGCAUUUGCAGUACCUGUCUGCAGGACAUGCAUAAAGGCUGUGAGUUUAUCACGACAGAUGAGCGGCGCUUCAAACAAAAGACUGACCUGAAUGACAAGCUCAACAUCCUUGAAGUCAAAACUGACAAGAACCAGCAGGUUAUCACACAGAUGAAGGAGCAACAAAACAAAUUAAAGGACUUAGCUGUAACCCGCAAACGUAUUCUUGAGGCUGAAUACAGGCAGAUCAGAGAAAUGAUUGACCGAGAUGAGAAAGAAGCCAUGCUUGCUAUCGAUAAGGAACAGGAGAAAGGUCAGAGCAAACUGGUCUCCUUGAUGAAGAAAUUUAAUGAGAACAUCGAGAAGAUGAAUAAGACCAAAUCUGAGAUCAACAGUCUGCUGGACCAGUCGCAGUCACUAGAAUUCUUAAAGGCGUCCAUGGAUUUGCCCUCAGUGGUAAAUUUUGAGCCCUAUAACCCUCGCAUCAAUGUGGAAAGUAAAGAGGUGAUCGCUUAUCAUUCCUCUGCUGUUGCACUGAAGGAGUGGAUCACCAGAUUAAUGGAUCAUCCAUUAGAAAACAGAAUCUAUGUAAUUAAACCAGGUCUAGGAAACCAAUUCCCAGUAAUCCGAAGUGAGACUCCUGCCUUCCUACCAAAUUCAAGAGGCAUGUCACAUAUGAGAUUUCCCAGUCCAGAUCGCGGUCCCAAAGCCAACCCUUCAGGAGCUAAACAGAAAAUGUCAAGCAAGAGUGCUAAUAAAGAUCAGAAGGAUCACAAAGAGCGUAAAGACCAGAAGCCAAACAAAUCUAGGAAUCCCUCUAAAGGAGCAAAUUCUGUUUUCUCCAAAAGCAUGGAAAACUUGCUUGACAUUGCAGUUAAACCUGUAGACAUACCUGACAUAAGUAUGCAAUCUCUGUCACAGGCGUCCAUGGAUUUGCCCUCAGUGGUAAAUUUUGAGCCCUAUAACCCUCGCAUCAAUGUGGAAAGUAAAGAGGUGAUCGCUUAUCAUUCCUCUGCUGUUGCACUGAAGGAGUGGAUCACCAGAUUAAUGGAUCAUCCAUUAGAAAACAGAAUCUAUGUAAUUAAACCAGGUCUAGGAAACCAAUUCCCAGUAAUCCGAAGUGAGACUCCUGCCUUCCUACCAAAUUCAAGAGGCAUGUCACAUAUGAGAUUUCCCAGUCCAGAUCGCGGUCCCAAAGCCAACCCUUCAGGAGCUAAACAGAAAAUGUCAAGCAAGAGUGCUAAUAAAGAUCAGAAGGAUCACAAAGAGCGUAAAGACCAGAAGCCAAACAAAUCUAGGAAUCCCUCUAAAGGAGCAAAUUCUGUUUUCUCCAAAAGCAUGGAAAACUUGCUUGACAUUGCAGUUAAACCUGUAGACAUACCUGACAUAAAUCCACCUGCUAGUUCACCAGCUGUGCAAAACUUUAUUAAAAGAAGUGACCUUCUUAAAUAUGGCACCAUCCUCAAUUUUGAUGUCAGAACAGCUCACAAGCGGAUCUCGCUGUCUGAAAACAACACCAAAGCGACAGUCUCGGACGAAACUGCUUACUAUCCAGAUAUUCCCCGUCGCUUUUCUGUCUGUUCCCAGGUGCUCUGCACAAAGGGUUUCUCUCAGGGCCGUCAUUAUUGGGAGAUCAAAAUGAGCAGUAACAACUUCUGCGGAUUGGGACUUGCAUAUGGAAGAAUCGACCGCAAGGGUCCCUCUAGCCGUCUGGGGCGUAAUGCAGACUCCUGGUGUGUGGAGUGGUUUAACGUGAAGCUUUCUGCAUGGCACAACAGCAUCGAGACGGUGCUGCAGAAUCCCAACCCAAGCCGCGUGGGUGUCUUGCUGGACUGUGAUCAGGGAAGUGCAACAUUCUAUAAUGUGCAGGACCGGGUCUACCCCUUCCACACAUUUGUCUUUCCUUUCACUGAGGCUGUGUAUCCAGCUUUCUGGAUUUUCUCAAAUGGUUCUUCUCUCUCUUUCUGCAAGCUCAGCAACUGAAAAUAUAUAAGUUGAACUGAUAUUCAUUUUA
Molecule: messenger RNA, 2550 nt
Organism: Sinocyclocheilus anshuiensis
Lineage: Eukaryota; Metazoa; Chordata; Actinopteri; Cypriniformes; Cyprinidae
Product: E3 ubiquitin/ISG15 ligase TRIM25-like
Exons: 15
Coding region: 45-2519 (824 amino acids)
Molecular function (GO): zinc ion binding; protein binding
Source: RefSeq, a predicted model, not a curated record